AUGGAAUGGAAAUUGCUUCCUGUUCACCUGUUGGUGUUUUUUCUUUUCUUGAUACAAGUUUCUUCUCAAGAUUUACCAAGCUGUGCAGGGAGAUGUGGGGAAGGGUAUUCUAGAGAUGCCGCCUGCAACUGUGAUUAUAACUGUCAAUACUACAUGGAGUGCUGUCCUGAUUACAAGAAAGUCUGCACAGUGGAACUAUCCUGUAAAGGUCGUUGCUUUGAGUCAUUUGCCAGAGGGAGAGAAUGUGAUUGUGACCCUGACUGUAAGAAUUAUGACAAGUGCUGCCCAGAUUAUGAAGACUUCUGUGAGAAAAUACAUAAUCCGACAACACCACGGCCACCUCCAAAGAUUCAGCGGCCAUCUCCAGAAUCUCCUCAAACCAUCAAAUCAACAACUAAACGUUCCCCAAAAACUCCAAAGAAGAGGACCUCUAAUAAAGUGGUAGAAUCAGAGGAAAUAACAGAAGAACAUUCUGUUUCUGAAAAUCAAGAAUCCUCCUCUUCCUCUUCUUCUUCUUCCUCUUCAACUGUUCGGAAAACCAAGUCUUCCAAAAAUUCAGCUGCUAAUACAACACCCAAGAAGAAACCUAAAGCUAAAGAUUCAAAAAAGAAGAGAACUCCAAAAGAAAAGCCUACUCCAGCACCUCCUGUUGUAGAUGAUACAGGAAGCGGGAUAGACAAUGGACCCACUGCUGUUCCUACCUCCAAGCCCAAUAAAGUCACCACAACACCCAAAACAACCACAGCAGCACCACCAGUAACUCCCAAGGACAGUAAUAAAGUCACAUCUAAAGAGACAACUGCAACAACUGAAAAGGAGACAUCCACAGCUGCUAAAGAGACAUCAGUUGUAACAAAAGAGGUGACAAGUACAGAUAAACAGACCUCAACCACAGCCAAAGAGACAACAACUUCAGCCAAAGAAACACUACAGACUACAGAGACAAUGACAACUGCCGAAGAUCCUAAGCCCACUCCUGAGGAGCCUAAGCCCACACCUAAAGACCCCAAGCCUACACCUGAGGAGCCUAAGCCCACACCCAAAGACCCCAAACCUACACCUGAGGAACCUAAGCCUACACCCAAAGACCCCAAGCCUAAACCUGAAGAGCCUAAACCCACACCCAAAGACCCCAAGCCUAAACGUGAAGAGCCUAAGCCUACACCUGAGGAACCUAAGCCUACACCUGAGAAGCCUAAGCCUACACCUAAGGAACCUAAGCCUACACCUGAGAAGCCUAAGCCCACACCUGAGGAACCUAAGCCCAAACCUGAGGAACCUAAGCCUACAACUGAGGAACCUAAGCCUACAACUGAGGAACCUAAACCUACACCUGAGGAGCCUAAGCCCACACCUGAGGAACCUAAGCCUACACCUGAGGAGCCUAAGCCCACACCUGAGGAACCUAAGCCUACACCUGAGGAGCCUAAGCCCACACCUGAAGAACCUAAGCCUACAACUGAGGAACCUAAGCCUACACCCAAAGACCCCAAGCCUACACCUGAGAAGCCUAAGCCUACACCUAAGGAACCUAAGCCUACAACUGAGAAGCCUAAGCCUACACCUGAGAAACCUAAGCCUACACCUGAGGAACCUAAGCCUACACCUGAGAAGCCUAAGCCUACACCUGAGGAACCUAAGCCUACAACUGAGGAACCUAAGCCUACAACUGAGGAACCUAAGCCCACACCUGAGGAACCUAAGCCUACACCUGAGGAGCCUAAGCCUACACCUGAGAAGCCUAAGCCUACACCUGAGGAGCCUAAGCCUACACCUGAGGAGCCUAAGCCCACACCUGAGGAACCUAAACCUACACCUGAGGAGCCUAAGCCCACACCUGAGAAGCCUAAGCCUACACCUGAGGAACCUAAGCCCACACCUGAGGAACCUAAGCCUACACCUGAGAAGCCUAAGCCCACAGCUGAGGAACCUAAGCCCACACCUAAAGAUCCCAAGCCCACACCUGAGGACCCUAAGCCUACAACUGAAGACCCUACAACCUUCCCCAAAGACACAACUUCUGUUCCUACUACACCUGAAGUGACUACAGUUGCUAAGGCUAAAAUAACAGAAAAAGAUAGCCCUACUACACCAAAAAUUACAACUGCUACACCUAAGGUGAUAAGUACAACCACUAAAGUUACAACAAGAACAGUCAGUUCACCAAAAGUAACAACUAAAGUGACAACUACUGAAGCUAAGGCAACAACUACUGCCACCAAAGUGACAACUACUACCACUAAAGAGAAAACUACAACAGCCAAAGAAACAACUGCUACAUCAAAUGAUAAAACUACCACCCCUAAAGUAACAACUCCAGCUCCUAAAAAACCAACUCCUAAAGUGACAACUGCCCCUAAAGUGACAUCUACCACCACAAAAGAGACAACUACAACAACCAAAGAAACAACUACUGUACCAGAUGAAACUACUCCUGCCUUAAAAGAGACUCCUAAGCCUAAAGUGACAACUCCUAAACCUAGGAAAACAACCACUACAACAAAAGAAACAACUACAAAGGCUAAGGAAACAACUGUUGUAACAAAGGACAGAACUACUCCCAUGGUUCCAACUCCUGCCCCUAAAGUGACAAACAAGAAGACUACAUCUGCACCCAAGAAACCAGUAACUACACCUAAAAUCACAACUACAAGUGAAGAAAUGACCACCUUAGAGACAUCAACAUUAACUGAACUGAACCCUACAGCAGCGGCUGAAACUACCCUUCAAACCACUCCUGGAUCCAACAGAAGACCAAAUUCAGAAAUAAUAAACCCUUUUGCCAUACCAGAAGUCACCCCAAAGAAUGAGGGUUUAAAUAUUUUUGAACAGGAGUCUUAUCUGAAACCUAGACCACCUGUGUUUGUUCCAAUAGGUAUCCCAGGUUCUAGCAUCUAUGUGGGAAGACCCAGGCAAGGCAUUAGUGAUGUCCCAGUGCUUUCAGAUGAGACUAACCUUUGCAACGGGAAGCCAAUAGAUGGACUGACUACUUUGCGCAAUGGGACAUUGGUCGCAUUUCGGGGUCAUUAUUUCUGGUUGUUGAAUCCAUUCACUCCACCAUCACCACCUCGGAGAAUUACUGAGGUUUGGGGCAUCCCUUCACCCAUUGACACUGUCUUUACUAGAUGUAACUGUGAUGGAAAGACUUUCUUUUUUAAGGAUUCUCAGUACUGGAGGUUCACCAAUGAUGUAAGAGAUCCAGGUUAUCCUAAACCUAUUGUUAAAGGAUUUGGAGGUCUAAAUGGGAAAAUUGUGGCAGCUCUGUCAAUAGCUAAAUACAAAAACAGGCCUGAAUCGGUUUAUUUUUUCAAGAGAGGUGGCACCGUUCAGCAGUAUACCUACCAGCAGGAACCAGCUAAAAAGUGUUCUGGAAGAAGACCCACUAUGAACUAUUCAGUUUAUGGAGAACCCGUCCAAGUGAGGCGUCGUCGCUAUGAACGGGCUAUCGCUCCCUCCCAGACACAUACCAUCAGGAUAAGCUAUUCACCUGUCAGAGUCACUUAUCAAAAAGGUUUCCUUCAUAAUGAAUUUAAAGUGAAUUCAGUUUGGAGAGGUCUUCCAAGCAUGAUUACCUCAGCUAUUGCACUGCCUAAUAUCAGAAAACCUGAUGGCUACGAUUAUUAUGCCUUUUCCAAAGAUCGCUACUACAACAUUGAUGUACCUACUAGAACAGCAAACUUGAUCACCACCCGUUCUGGACAAACAUUAUCCAAUGUCUGGUAUAAAUGUCCUUAAA
Messenger RNA from Gracilinanus agilis (Agile Gracile Mouse Opossum), 3736 nucleotides. It is a transcript of the gene PRG4, whose product is annotated as proteoglycan 4. NCBI's taxonomy places the organism in Eukaryota, Metazoa, Chordata, Mammalia, Didelphimorphia, Didelphidae. Gene Ontology annotation, biological process: immune response. The coding region runs from base 1 to 3735 and encodes 1244 amino acids. The record is from RefSeq and is a predicted model, not a curated record. The transcript has 12 exons. Gene Ontology annotation, molecular function: scavenger receptor activity; polysaccharide binding.